CAUUUAAAGUGCCGGAAUACCAGGUAAAUAUACUGUACCAUUUGCGUUUGUUGUUCUGUAGAUACAUCUAAUUCAUAUGGUUCCCCAAUAUCAUAUAUCUAAAAUACAGAAAAUACCUAAAAAGCAGCUUUUCAUUAGACUGGUUCUUUUUAUGUUUAAACUCUACUGGUUGUGGGAUGUCAUUGUUUGAUGACCAGCCAUUUUUCCUUCUGUUCUGACUUCUAAGGUCCAUGAUUAUUUUCCAUUUCCCAUUGCUCUAUCGUGGAGAGUUGCCACUUCAUAUGCUCAGAAUGGAGGAGCAGAUAAUCAACAAAGUGCCAUUGUCUUUCCAAAGGGGAAUCCAAUUCAAGCUUAAAGGCUUUGACAGUUUAUAAAUCAUGGAACCUUCAUAAUUGAUGCUCAAUAUGCUAAUCCCACCGAUGUGCAGGAAUGGGUAAAGAUUAGCACGUACACGGUAAUUUAUCCACCAACUAGACUGGUAUUUUAUGUGUGGACUAAGACUUGGUUCUUGAGAUAGAUGUUGAUGUCUAUGGUUAGAUUGGCCCUUUCCAACGGGAAAAGUUAAAGAUGAAAGUUCGUCUAAAUCUACAUGGAAUUGUAUCAGUUGAAUCAGCCACACUUUUGGAAGAAGAGGAAUUUGAACUUCCAGUUGUUAAAGAUCAAGCAAAAGAAGCUACUGGGAUAGAAACAGAUGCCAAGAUGAUCCAGCAGGUAAUUGGAGGUAGAGAGAGAGAGAGGAGGGAGGGAGCCAAAGAAUUUACCUGGAGAGGGAGCUCCAAUAAGGGCACUCCAAAUCGGCCACGAACUUCACUAACCGUUUCGAAGGGAACCCUACCCCUCGCCAAAUCUUCAAGCAACAUAAUCACGUCAAGGAGAAUCUCAGCUCCGUCCAGCUCAAGCUUGGCCUCCACGUAAGACGAAUCCCUCGCCUUCACGCUGCCAUGCCCGCAUUUCUUGGAGCCCAGCUUGCUUCCCCUGUAACCGAUCGACACCACGAGCCGGUGGUAGUCGAUGGAGUAGAGAUCCAAGUUUUGGAGCUUCACGAUCAGGCUCAACGUGACGUCCAUGGACACGGUGGGGACGGUUCGGAUGUGAAUCCGGUCGAGGCUGAGGCGGACGAUCUUGAUGUCAGGCUCCGACGGCCAGAGGCAGUAGAUCCCGACGCCGAGGAGCAGGAGGAAGAAGGCGGCGCAGAGCGCGAAACGCCACCGGUGACGGUGGCGAUGGUGGAGGACGGCGACGUGGCUGUGGAGUGGGAGAACGACGAAGUUUAGGUGGUGGGGAGGGAUAGGGCUGUAACAGAGUGGCUCUGCCUCUGCGUCGUCGGCCACCGGGGAGACCAUGGCUGGUUGAAGAAAGGGUUGUGAUGUUUGGGCGGGAGAUAUAGCGCUGUUGGAGUUGGGCGUUGUACGUAGUUUCUAGGAAAGUGAGGUGGGCCCCUGUUUCCGCCCUUGCUGGGCUUACUGUUGUUUUCUUGCCUUGAAUUGAUUGUUUGUUUUUGGGGACUUCUUCCUCAAGUCUUUUAUUUCUUUUUCUUUUUAUUGUCUUGAAGUUAAAUUGACUAAACAAAAUCCACUUAAAUUGUCAAAUCAAAAAAGAAAUGGUACCUUAUAGCUAAAUUAAUAAAUU
Molecule: messenger RNA, 1629 nt
Organism: Diospyros lotus (date-plum)
Lineage: Eukaryota; Viridiplantae; Streptophyta; Magnoliopsida; Ericales; Ebenaceae
Product: heat shock 70 kDa protein 15-like
Exons: 3
Coding region: 568-915 (115 amino acids)
Source: RefSeq, a predicted model, not a curated record